AUGCACAAUGCAAUCUUUCAGAUUCUUGAGUAUGUAUUUCGGGCAAUUGAAAACACAAACAUCACUUCAAUUGCGUUGCAAGGCACCGAUUGUGCUGUGAUUAUUUCACAAAAAACAUUUGGAGUUGACGAAGCUACACAAAGCAAGUUGAUUCGAACUGACUCGAUUUCGAGAUUUAAGUCCUUUUCAAAAAACAUAGGAGGAGUUUUGGUUGGGCGUCAAGCAGAUUGCAAUAAUAUUUUUUUGCGUUCUGUUGAUUAUUCAUGUGAUUUUUUGAUGAAAAAUGGAUAUGAAAUUCCGGCAAACGUACUUGCAGAAAAAAUUGCAAAUGCCAAUCAGGUUUACACGCAAUAUGCAUACAUGAGGUUACAAGCUUGCAGUAAGUAAAAAAAUGAAAUAAUUUUAGGUGGAAUAUUAGUAACAUACAACUUUGAUCUUGGAACCCCAGAGAUAUACAAGUUUGAUCCUGCUGGUAUUUGCACUCAAAACAAAGCAGCUUUCAUUACACCUAAAGAAUCUAUCGCGACAAACGCGCUGGAAAAAGCCUUGGAAAGCGGCAUUCCCAAAUCUCUAGACGAAACUAUGAUCAAAGCUAUUAGGGCAAUGACAGAAAUUGUUGGAGCUCAAUUAAACACAAAUGAAAUCGAAAUCGGCGUAGUCACAAAAGAUCACCCCACUUUCAUAAUUUUGUCUAUUUCAGAAGUCGAAAAUUAU
Molecule: messenger RNA, 714 nt
Organism: Dermatophagoides pteronyssinus (European house dust mite)
Lineage: Eukaryota; Metazoa; Arthropoda; Arachnida; Sarcoptiformes; Pyroglyphidae
Product: proteasome subunit alpha type-6-like
Source: RefSeq, a predicted model, not a curated record